GACUGUAAAUUGAGCAGACAGCAAUUGACUUUUGGUGACAGGUUUUAAAGAUUAGUUAAACCUCUUUAUAUUAUAGAUAAUUCACUGUAUAACAAUAUUAAAUAGUUACGUCCCAGAUGAUGACCCAGGUGAUAUGGGUAGACAGCAAAGAUAUGCAUUAGAUAAAGUUAUUUUGUUAACAUAAUCAGUGUAAUAUCUGGUAUCACUCCUGACAAACUGGAUUGUAAUAAGAUUUUAAAAAUGACUUGAACAGAUUGAGCAACAAGUAUGUCUUUAAUUCGUUAUUUAAAAGUUCCCUUACACAAACGCUGUACAAGUGAUGCCUUCUACAGAGCUUUCCACAGAAGUUGUACAACUGCCAACAAUAAUGAGGCAUCAAAAACAUUGAAGACAAUUGUUGAUUUGCCAAAGCAUGCUCGUGUAGUGAUAUGCGGUGGGGGUGUAACUGGGUCAUCUAUAGCUUACCAUCUAGCAGAGAGAGGAUGGAAUGAUGUUGUGUUGUUGGAGCAGGGGAAAUAUACAUGUGGAACAACAUGGCAUUCUGUUGGUUUGAUUGGUCAAUUGAGAGAUGAUGUCCCUUCAGCAAGAUUAGUCAAAUAUAGUGCUGAACUGUACAGAUCAUUAGAAAAGGCAGGACAUGGCAUUGGUUGGAAGCAGUGUGGUAGUAUUAACAUUGCUCAGACUAAAGAUAGAGUCAACUUGUUACAGAGAAAGCAUGCUGUAGCUGUUGCUACUGGUAUUGAAGCCCACUUUAUUGGACCAAAAGAAAUAGAGAGAUUAGCACCUGUUCUUAAAACAGAUGAUAUUGAGGCAGCCUUAUAUGUUCCAUCAGACGGAGUAGUAGCUCCUUCAGACUUAGCAUCAACGUAUGUCAGACUAGCCAAAGACAGAGGAGUGAAAAUGUUUGAAGGAGUACAGGUUGAAAAGAUCCUAACUCACAAUGGCAAUGUACAUGCUGUACAGACAAGUCUUGGAACUAUUAACUGUGAAUACUUUGUUAACUGUGGAGGUCUGUGGAGUAGACAGAUAGGAAAGAAGUCACAACCUAGAGUACAAGUACCAUUACAUGCAACAGAACAUUUCUACAUUGUUACAAAAGAUGUGCCAGGAGUGGAUCCUAACUUACCAGUGAUUAGAGAUUAUGAUGGACUAAUCUACUAUCGAGAGUGGAGUGGGGGUGUAAUGGCAGGAGGUUUUGAACCUGUAGCUAAACCAGUUUUCCAUACAAGUAUUCCAGACAAGUUUGAGUUUCAGUUACUACCAGAAGAUUGGGACCACUUUCAAAUAUUACUUGAUGCUAUUUUGAAUCGUAUGCCUGCAGUAGAAACAGCUGAAGUACGUCAGUUUGUCAACGGACCAGAAAGUUUUACUCCUGAUGGUAGCUGGAUUCUUGGGGAAUCUGCUGAGAUUGGUAAAUACUUUGUAGCUGCAGGAAUGUCCUCAACUGGUGUUGUAGCAUCUGGUGGUGUGGGAAAACAAAUUGCUGGGUGGAUAAUUGAUGGAGAGCCAAGCAUUAAUUUAGAAGCUCAUGACAUUCUACGAUUUGUACCAUUUCAUAACAACAGGCGGUUUCUCAGGGAGAGAGUUAAAGAAUCAUUAGGAAUGUACAGGAUGAAAUAUCCAGGACAGCAAUGGAAAACGGGACGUAACUUACGUACAUCACCACUAUAUACUCGACUUAAGGCUGAGGGUGCAUGCUUUGGUGAAACUAAUGCAUAUGAAAGACCCAUGUAUUUCUCUGAUAUAGCUGAUAGUGAAGAACAAUGGGGCAUACAGAAGGGUACAUUUGGUAAACCUAUCUGGCAUGAGCAUGUAAAGAAUGAGUACUGGUCAUGUAAAGAAAGGGUCAGCUUGAUUGAUAUGUCAUCCUUCUCAAAGUUUGAAAUAAUGUCUCAGGGAUCAGAAGCUUUAGAUUUACUGCAGUAUUUAAGUUCAAAUGACAUAAACCAACCAAUCGGAACAGUCAUACAUACAGGAAUGCAGAACAGUCGUGGAGGAUACGAAAAUGACUGUUCUAUUGUACCGCUGACAGAUAACAGGUUCUUCAUGAUUGCACCUACCUCACAGCAGACCAGAUCAUUUUCCUGGCUAAGGAAACAUUGUCCACUAGAUGGAUCUGUAAUGAUCUCUGACCUUACAUCAGCAUUCUCAGGGUUAAAUGUUGUUGGUCCUCAUGCUCAACAGCUGUUGGCAGAUGUCACAGAUACUUCAAUGACUCUAACAGACUUUAAACCAAUGACUUGUCAGGUUAUAGAUGUUGGAUAUGCUGGCGGUAUAAUAGCUAUGAGGUUAACACAUGCUGGGGAAGACGGCUUUGUACUGUAUGUCCCAUCAGAGUAUUCGUUACACGUAUAUGACACACUAAUGAAGGCAGGAAAAGAUUAUGGAAUAAGAAAUGCUGGAUAUUAUGCAAUGAGGAAGUUAAGGAUUGAAAAAUUCUUUGCUUUCUGGGGACAAGAUCUUACUACAGAUGAUACGCCUUAUGAAUGUGGCCGAGAUUUCAGAGUUAAGUUAGAUAAAGGUGAUUUCAUAGGGAGAGAUGCCUUGUUAAAACAGAAAGAAAAUGGAAUUAGUCAGAAGUUUGUUCAGUUCUUGUUAAAAGACUUUGAUACAGAAAAGGAUGUGUGGCCAUGGGGUGGUGAACCAAUCUAUCGUAACGGCAAGUUUGCUGGUACUGUUACCUCCAGUGCAUAUGGCCCAACAUUAGACAAGAUGAUAUGUCUUGGCUUUGUGAGAGACUAUGAUGAAAAUGAUAACAGAAUAGUUCAUAAAAAUAUUAACAGAUUUAUAAUGGACAAAGAUGCCACCUAUGAAGUGGUUGUAGGAGGACAAAGAUUUCAAGCUGAAGCCAGACUUUAUACUACAAAGGAGGCGUAUACUACAUCUGAUCCUGUGUUUAUUCCUGUUCCUAAGUAGGACAUAGCCAAAGUAAACUGUCCAAUCAAUUAUUCUAUCUUGGUCCAAAGAGAUGAUGAAGACAUAAAAAACUUAUCACUUGAAAGUGAAUUUUUAACAUUGUAAUCAGUAGGAGGUGUUUAUUUUGAUAGUGAGACAUAUGUAGGGCUGUAUCCAGUAUAAAUAUACAGAUUUAUUUAACAUAAUUUAAAGCACCAUUAGCUAUGAUUUCCACAGUACCAAUUGAAAAAAUAAAAGUAUGUUUCUGUUUCUGUCAAAAUAAGCUCAAACAACUCGCUCUUAUAUCAUUGUCGUGCAAGACAAUAAUUCAACAUUUUUAGGAUCCAUAUGCAUGCAACCUUAAAUGAUCUCACGAUCGAUUGUUCACGUGCUCAGAAAUUCAGUUAUUGAUAAGGAUGUUUAGCUGAAAAAUGAAAGUAAGGAACCAAUUUUGUUUUAAAUGAUUCAGGGUGUAAAAACAUCAUUCUUAUAGGGUGUACAGGUAAAAUGAUGAUAUUCAUUCAUUUUUUUUAAUUUAUGAUAUGAAUACUGCUAUAAGGCAUUGCAACAUUAAAGUUCCAUUUACUAAGACAGUUAUUUGUAUAAGAGUUUUAUAUUUUCUAUGUUCUUAUUUGUACUACUAUUUCGUGAAUGUUGUAUGUCUGUUACUGUUACUCAGAUAAGAGAGAUUAAAAAAAAAACUUAAAAAAAAAUUUUAAGUAGCGUUUUUAAAAUGCAGAUAUAUGCUGUUCUAUGUAUAAGCUUUCUUGUAGAUACAGUGAUCUCCAUCAAUAGGAAGAUUGUUGAAAGAAUACAAUAUUCUGUUUCAUAGGAAAUUCAGACUAACUUGAGGUUAAAUGAUAGUCACUGAAAGUGUUCCACAAACUUUGUUAUCAUUAAAGAACAAGACCAUUAUUUUUGCAGUACCAGCUCUUAGAAAUUAAGCCCUCAUGUACAAAAAUUACAUAGGUGGAAAUCAAUUAAACUGUAACAAAGCCUUAAAAAAUUCAAAUAAGAAUGUUAAAUUCAUUCUCUGGCCUUAAUACACUGUAGUAGACAUCAUGGAGAUUCUAAAAGUAUUGUACUCAAGUUCUCUUAACUUAAACUACAUCAUGAAGGUUCUAAAAGUAUUGUACUCAAGUUCUCUUAACUUAAACUACAUCAUGAAGGUUCUAAAAGUAUUGUACUCAAGUUCUCUGACUUAAACUACAUCAUGAAGGUUCUAAAAGUAUUGUACUCAAGUUCUCUGACUUAAACUAAUACUAUGUAGCCAAAAUGAGAUUUUUUUAUAUCCUUUUUUGGACAUAUUUGGGGCUAAAUAUAGACAUUACUACUCCUCUUUUAAAAGCAAUUUAAGCAGCAGAAUCAAUGUGAUUUUAAAACAUAAUUUACUUAUGUAAACAACAAUCUUGAUUGUGCAAAUUGAAAUUAAAAAAAAAUAUAGCUUAAUAUCAGCAAAAUAAGACCAAACCAAAAUAUUUUUUGAAUUUUAUUCAAAUUGAUCAGCAUUCUUUGUUAUUUAUUGUUGAAUUUCAGUGAAACAUAAAUGGUAAUGAAUUAAUCAUAGACUAAAUCAGAUAAAUGUUUUGAUAAUUCUGAAUAAAUCAGAUUAAUGUUCUGAUUAAUCGGACCUAAUCAUAUAAAUGUACUGAUUACUCUGAAUAAAGCAAAUAAUUGUUCUGAUUAAUCAUAGAACAAAUCAGAUAAACAUUCUGAUUAAUCAUAGAACAAAUCAGAUAAACAUUCUGAAUAAUCAUAGAACAAAUCAGAUAAAUGUUCUGAUAUAAUUUGUGCACUGUAGAAAUGUUUAUCAUGUGAUUUUAAAAGAAUGAUGUGUUGUUUAAAAUGAAUGUUUACUCCAGUUUGUAUUGUUUGUUAUAAUGAAUAUAAAUAUAAAGAAAAAAUAAAACAUUUUUUUGCUUU
Molecule: messenger RNA, 4818 nt
Organism: Mytilus californianus (California mussel)
Lineage: Eukaryota; Metazoa; Mollusca; Bivalvia; Mytilida; Mytilidae
Product: pyruvate dehydrogenase phosphatase regulatory subunit, mitochondrial-like
Exons: 19
Coding region: 268-2916 (882 amino acids)
Cellular component (GO): cytoplasm; mitochondrion; mitochondrial matrix
Molecular function (GO): oxidoreductase activity; protein binding
Source: RefSeq, a predicted model, not a curated record